Messenger RNA from Diceros bicornis minor, 1283 nucleotides. It is a transcript of the gene ANKRD63, whose product is annotated as ankyrin repeat domain 63. The record is from RefSeq and is a predicted model, not a curated record. Gene Ontology annotation, molecular function: protein binding. The coding region runs from base 1 to 1149 and encodes 382 amino acids. The transcript has a single exon. NCBI's taxonomy places the organism in Eukaryota, Metazoa, Chordata, Mammalia, Perissodactyla, Rhinocerotidae.
AUGCUCAAGCCCAAGGACCUGUGCCCCCGAGCGGGUACGCGCACCUUCCUUGAGGCCAUGCAGGCGGGCAAAGUGCACCUGGCCCGCUUUGUGCUGGAUGCUCUGGACCGCAGCAUCAUCGACUGCCGCGCGGAGCAGGGCCGCACGCCACUCAUGGUGGCCGUGGGGCUGCCGGACCCCGCGCUGCGCGCGCGCUUUGUGCGGCUACUGCUGGAGCAGGGUGCGGCCGUGAACCUGCGGGACGAGCGCGGCCGCACGGCGCUCAGCCUGGCGUGUGAGCGCGGCCACCUGGACGCCGUGCAGCUGCUGGUGCAGUUCAGCGGUGACCCCGAGGCGGCCGACUCGGCAGGCAACAGCCCCGUGAUGUGGGCGGCGGCGUGCGGCCAUGGGGCGGUGCUCGAGUUCCUGGUGCGCUCUUUCCGCCGCCUCGGCCUGCGCCUCGACCGCACCAACCGUGCGGGCCUCACGGCGCUGCAGCUGGCCGCCGCCCGCGGCCACGGGACCUGCGUGCAGGCCCUCACCGGGCCCUGGGGCCGCGCAGCCGCUGCCGCCGCCGCCCGGGGCUCCAACUCCGACAGCCCCCCUGGUCGUCCGGCUCCCGCGCCCAGCCCCGAGCGCCGACGACCCAGCCCCCGGCGCCUACCGCGGCCUCUCCUGGCGCGCUUUGCGCGAGCGGCCGGCGGCCACGGUCACGGCGGCGAGGCUGGCUCUGGGGGCAAGAGCUCGGGCCGGCACCGGGCGCAGGGCAGCGAGCGGCCCGAGCUGGGCCGGAGCAUGAGCCUGGCUCUGGGGGCCGUGACCGAGGAGGAGGCUGCUCGACUGCGGGCGGGAGCCCUGAUGGCCCGACCAAACUCGCCACAGUCUUCGGGGACCGGGCGGUGGCGUUCACAGGAGGUGCUGGAGGGAGCGCCCCCGACUUUAGUGCAAGCCCCCAUCGGCCUUAGCCCCCACCCCGAGGGCGACCCCGGCAGUGGCCGCUUGGGUUUGCGCCGACGCUCCACAGCUCCAGACAUCCCCAGUCUGGUUGGGGAGACCCCAGGGCCCGAGAGCGGCCCAGAGUUAGAGGCCAACGCACUGCCCCACUCGGUGCCUGGGCCUCAGCCUUGGCAGGAGGGCACGGAGGCCGUGGUGCUGCACUCUCAGCGGUGAACAGCGUCGACGCCGAGCCCUGCUCCCCCCUACCCUUCUGCUCCACUGGGAUUUCUCUCUUUCUUCCAGGUCCCUCACUUUCCUGGCAAUUUCCUGCCGGUGAUCCCAGGGCCCGUCCCCACUGCCAAGGCGAG